AUGAAGUCCGCCACCCCCAUUCUCAUUCUGCAGUCGGUUGCUGCUUGCGCUGGAUUUACCAUGCCAGAGAAAAUGCCCAAUGGCGUUUACAGCGUGCAUGCAAAUGCUAAAGGUCUUGAGGUCUACAAUGGACUCACGGUGGACCACACUACUACCGUGACUCCGAAGGUAUCGUCUCGUCAGGUCAAGGCUCGUCAGGUGAAAGAUGAAGGUGGAUGGGAUCGUGAUGAUCCGGAGACGUACUGCGGAUGUGGUCUUUCUAUGAACCAUGGAAAUUGCGAUACAGCAGUCUACAUGCUCAAAGACCAAUUUAGGAGAGAGGAGGACGGUGUGGCCGAAGUUACUCAAGCUUGGUAUUCCAUUUGGGGUGAUGUGGUUGCAUUCUGCUGCACUGACGACGUGUAUCCGAUGGAUGCCACUCGGUAUGCUGAUAUUCUUUCGCACAUCACCAAUACAUGUGGCUGGUAUGUGCCAGGCACAUUGGCACCGUCUUCUAUUGGUUUUUCCUCCAUUGCCUGUGGGUACAUGAACUACUCCCCUGGCCUUGACUUCUGUGGCAAUGCAGAAAAAGGUCGAUUCAUGGGCCGCAAUGGACGUUGCUAA
Fusarium sp. VM40 is the source of this 603-nucleotide messenger RNA. NCBI's taxonomy places the organism in Eukaryota, Fungi, Ascomycota, Sordariomycetes, Hypocreales, Nectriaceae. The record is from the annotation of a GenBank genome assembly.